Messenger RNA from Saccostrea cuccullata (small rock oyster), 1018 nucleotides. Its product is annotated as galaxin-like. The record is from RefSeq and is a predicted model, not a curated record. The coding region runs from base 74 to 1009 and encodes 311 amino acids. Lineage: Eukaryota; Metazoa; Mollusca; Bivalvia; Ostreida; Ostreidae. The transcript has 3 exons.
AUCUUUCAGAGAAGCAGGAGAGUUAACGAUUGAAAAAGACAUCCAGUGCAAAAGAAAAACAGGUUUCUUCAAGAUGAUUUUCAUUUUGGUAAUAUUUUCACUUCUUUCGACCGCAAAGUCGUCUAUUAGGCCAUGGAUAGAUAUUUGUAGAACGAUGCAAUAUGAUCCUCUCAUUGACACGUGCUGCAAUGGAAUAAUUCAUUUUGGCAGUGGAAGAAACUGUUGUGGAAUCACUUCAUACGAUCGUAACUUUUAUACUUGCUGUAAUGGCAUACUACAUCAGGGUAAGGAAAAGAAAUGCUGUGGAACUAAAUUAUAUGAUCCAGACUUGAAUACUUGCUGCAAUGGAGUACUCUAUGACGGUAAGGGCAAAAGCUGUUGUGGAACUAAAGAAUAUGACCCUGAUUUCACUACGUGCUGCAAUAGAAUUAUCAAUUUCGGUAGAGGCAAAAAAUGCUGUGGAACUAAAGCAUACGAUCCAGAAUUAAACACGUGCUGCAAUGGAAAAAUCCUCUUUGGUAGUAAUAAAAAUUGUUGUGAAACGAAAGGGCACAACCCUGACAUAAACACAUGCUGCAAUGGAGUAAUUCAUGAUGGCAAGGGGAAAAGCUGUUGUGGAAAUAAUGUAUACGACCCUGAUUAUAAUACCUGCUGCAAUGGGGUUAUCAAUUUCGGGAGAGGCAAAAAGUGUUGUGGUACUAAAGCAUACGACCCAAAAUUAAACUCAUGUUGCAAUGGAAAAAUCCUGUUUGGUAGGGGAAAAACCUGUUGUAAAACUAAAGGUUAUAACCCCGACUUAAAUACAUGUUGUGAUGAAGUCAUUUAUGAUGGCAAGGGAAAAAGCUGUUGUGGAUCUUUUAUAUUCGACCCUGAAUUUAACACUUGCUGCAAUGGGGUUAUUCAUUUUGGACGAGGCAAACACUGUUGUGGAACUAAGACAUACGACCCAGAAUUAAACACGUGUUGCAAUGGAAAAAUCCAUUUUGGCAGCGGCCAAAAGUGUUUGUGACUGGUUAAA